AUGAAGACAUCCAUGAGUUUCGCCUUGACUCGCUUCUCUGCACUCUCUGCUAAAACCACCUUAUCAUCACCUGAAUUCGAUCACCCCUCUCGCCGGAGUUUUCUACCACCUAACAGAGUUGGACUUAAGAUAUAUUCUUCUUCCAUGGCCACCGACUCGGAGCCUGGUCUCAGUUUCACAAUAAACGGUCUGAAAAUGUCGAACCCUUUCGUGAUCGGGUCGAGUCCACCCGGCUGUGAAAGGAUCUCAUCCAUCAACACAAUCAUGAGUGUGAUGGGAAUUGAUCUGAAGAUGCUGCAUCCUGAGCCAUGCGUUGAAGGCGAGAAAGAUUGCUCGCUUUCGGGUAUUGGAGGUGUUGAAAUUGGAUAUGACACAGCUGAAUUCAUUCUCCUCAGAUCAAACACUGUAUGCACUGGUGUGAUGGUUCAUGGUUAUGGUCAUGUGAAAACUCCAUGCACCGAGCUUCAAGAUUUUAUGAAACAACACAACUUCUCAACUAUAGAAGAGUUUAGAGGGUAUGGGCAACUUUAUCUUCAUAUAUUUGUUGUUGCUUACUUGUUUAGAAAAGCGGAGAGGAGAGGCUUGAAAUUAGAUAAAGAUUGGACCAGAGAUGGGUUCGUGAAGGAGGCUGAGAAUAUGCUGAAAGUGGAAAUGAAGAGACCAACCAUCCUCAGUAAAACCACAUUUUGGCAAUAG
This is a messenger RNA of Eruca vesicaria subsp. sativa (arugula), 696 nucleotides long. Lineage: Eukaryota; Viridiplantae; Streptophyta; Magnoliopsida; Brassicales; Brassicaceae. The record is from the annotation of a GenBank genome assembly.